GCGAGAAUCGCCUCCCGGAAGUUCCACGUCAGUCAGUCGGCUGGUCAGCGGGUUGGUGGGUCUCUGAGGGACUGCGUCUUCGGUGGCAAGUGAGGGCUCCCGGGCUCUGACCAACGGAGCGAUGCCUCUGCGACUUGAUAUAAAGAGAAAGCUAACUGCUCGAUCGGAUCGAGUUAAGAGUGUGGAUUUGCAUCCUACAGAGCCAUGGAUGUUGGCAAGUCUUUACAAUGGCAGUGUGUGCGUUUGGAAUCAUGAAACACAGACAUUGGUGAAAACAUUUGAAGUGUGUGAUCUUCCUGUUCGAGCUGCAAAGUUUGUUGCAAGAAAGAAUUGGGUUGUGACAGGAGCGGAUGACAUGCAGAUUAGAGUGUUCAAUUAUAAUACUCUGGAGAGAGUUCAUAUGUUUGAAGCACACUCAGACUACAUUCGCUGUAUUGCUGUUCAUCCAACCCAGCCUUUCAUUCUGACUAGCAGCGAUGACAUGCUUAUUAAGCUCUGGGACUGGGAUAAAAAAUGGUCCUGCUCACAAGUGUUUGAAGGACACACCCAUUAUGUUAUGCAGAUUGUGAUCAAUCCUAAAGAUAACAAUCAGUUUGCCAGUGCAUCUUUGGACAGGACCAUUAAGGUGUGGCAGUUGGGUUCUUCCUCACCAAACUUCACUCUGGAGGGACAUGAGAAAGGCGUGAAUUGCAUCGAUUACUACAGUGGUGGCGACAAACCAUACCUUAUUUCAGGUGCAGAUGACCGUCUUGUUAAAAUAUGGGACUAUCAGAAUAAAACCUGUGUACAGACACUGGAGGGACAUGCCCAAAAUGUGUCUUGUGCCAGUUUUCAUCCUGAGUUGCCAAUCAUCAUCACAGGUUCAGAAGAUGGAACUGUGCGUAUUUGGCAUUCAAGCACGUAUCGCCUUGAGAGCACUUUGAAUUAUGGAAUGGAGAGGGUGUGGUGUGUGGCCAGUCUGAGAGGGUCCAACAAUGUGGCUUUGGGCUAUGACGAAGGGAGCAUCAUUGUUAAGCUUGGUCGGGAGGAACCUGCCAUGUCCAUGGAUGCCAAUGGAAAGAUAAUAUGGGCCAAGCAUUCAGAAGUCCAGCAGGCCAACCUAAAAGCAAUGGGAGAUGCUGAAAUUAAAGAUGGAGAAAGACUGCCACUAGCCGUGAAGGAUAUGGGCAGUUGUGAAAUAUACCCCCAGACUAUUCAGCACAAUCCUAACGGGCGGUUUGUUGUGGUAUGUGGUGAUGGUGAGUAUAUCAUCUACACAGCCAUGGCAUUGAGAAACAAGAGCUUUGGGUCUGCCCAGGAGUUUGCAUGGGCCCAUGAUUCUUCAGAAUAUGCAAUAAGAGAGAGCAACAGUGUUGUAAAGAUAUUUAAGAACUUUAAGGAAAAAAAAUCAUUUAAACCAGAUUUUGGAGCUGAAAGUAUCUACGGAGGCUUCUUAUUGGGAGUCAGAUCUGUAAAUGGCUUAGCUUUCUAUGACUGGGACAAUACAGAACUCAUACGCAGAAUUGAAAUUCAGCCCAAACAUAUUUUCUGGUCUGAUUCUGGAGAGCUGGUCUGUAUUGCCACCGAGGAGUCAUUUUUUAUACUCAAGUAUCUGUCGGAAAAAGUCUUGGCUGCACAGGAAACACAUGAGGGAGUUACUGAAGAUGGCAUUGAAGAUGCCUUUGAGGUUCUUGGUGAGAUUCAGGAAAUUGUGAAAACAGGGCUGUGGGUAGGCGAUUGCUUCAUUUACACAAGUUCUGUGAACAGAUUAAAUUAUUAUGUUGGAGGAGAAAUAGUCACCAUUGCCCACUUGGAUAGGACAAUGUAUCUCCUGGGCUAUAUUCCUAAAGACAACAGGCUUUAUCUGGGGGAUAAAGAACUGAACAUCGUUAGCUAUUCUCUGCUGGUUUCAGUGCUGGAAUACCAGACAGCUGUCAUGAGAAGGGACUUCAGCAUGGCUGAUAAGGUUCUUCCUACCAUUCCAAAAGAACAGAGGACCAGAGUUGCACACUUUCUAGAAAAGCAGGUAAGAGGUUUUUGGGGUUUUUUGUUUGUUUUCUUUUUGGGUUUUUUUUUUUUUAACCAAUUUAAAGAGAGUAUUGGUAUGGGUUUGAAAACGAUGUCUUUAUUGCCACUUAAUGGCAGUGGAAUUUUUCCUAUAAACUUAAGUCAUUUAUUAGACUGUUCCUUCUCAUUAAUGCCCGUAGCACCUUUUUUUCCUUAAGAUUUUAUUUAUUUA
Messenger RNA from Ailuropoda melanoleuca (giant panda), 2218 nucleotides. RefSeq names its product coatomer subunit beta'. Bases 122 to 2203 code for a protein of 693 amino acids. Lineage: Eukaryota; Metazoa; Chordata; Mammalia; Carnivora; Ursidae. Gene Ontology annotation, cellular component: COPI vesicle coat. Gene Ontology annotation, molecular function: protein binding; structural molecule activity. The transcript is spliced from 15 exons. The record is from RefSeq and is a predicted model, not a curated record. Gene Ontology annotation, biological process: endoplasmic reticulum to Golgi vesicle-mediated transport; intra-Golgi vesicle-mediated transport; intracellular protein transport.